CAGGUCGUGUUGGAAAGUAGAAAAACAUUUUGCCGCCGACAGUGUUGACAAACUCAAAAUUUUGUAGUUGUUAUUCCAUUCUCAAAAAGAAGAAGAAAAACACGCACAUUUUCUACAAUCAGUUCAUCGAAAAAAAAUAUUUACGGAAAAAAACACACAUCAAACAAAUAUUUUACAGACAUGCCGCAUCCUAACAAAAGAAUGCACGAUCAAGAGGAGCAUAAAAAGCAUGGCAAGGAGGACAACAACCAGACCAAAGAUGCACAGGCGCCGGAGGAAUCUUCAUCCAAUGAAGUCGGAGACAUUGGGGAAUUUACAACUAAAGCUUUCAAGAAUGUGGUGGGAGCCACCAAAGCAGUGAAUGCCUUUCCACAGGGCACCGCUCGUGCGUUGUACAUGACCUAUCCAGGCUACGCACGUGUUAUGGACGACCUCAGCCAGCGGGUUGUGGGCUUAAUUGGAAACGUGCUACAAGCCGAAGGAGUCAAGGGAGACAUUAAAAAACGGCAGCUGGACGAGCAGUUUGAAAUGGUGCAGGAGUGCAAUGACAUACUGUUUGAACGUGUUACAACGAACCUGGAUCUAAAGGCCGGUCUACGCAGAAAUCCCCAGCAAGUGGUGGAGGUACAGAUGAAUGUUGUGAGCAGCAGCUCCUCGCCAUCUGGUGCUGCAGCUAGUAGCACGUCGGUAGUUCAAGACAGCCCAAAGGCGGGCAGCUGGAAUAGGACCACCGGCCCACCACAGAAAAACGUAGUUUCCGCCCGUUUGUUUACGGCCAAAAACAUAGUGCGGCCACAGAUGCUAUUCAAGGAACCCGUGGACAACAGUGCCCUGAAUCCAUUUGUCCCAAGACUUAAAGAAAAGCCCAACGCUCUAAAGCCAUUUUUCCUGCUGCCAGAAUUUGACGAGUCCGGCAAUAUCCAGGCCUAUUUGCAUCCAUACGAGUAUGAGUUGCUGAAGUUUGAUCCUCCUGUGCAGCAGCUCCAGAAACAGAAGCCAAUUCUGCCCAAUCUGAUGUCUGAUACCGAACUCAUGCUAGUAGACACUGUUGAAAAGCUGAAACAAGCUUUAGAAGAACUGAAACAAGCACCUCAAAUUGCCAUUGACGUGGAACACCAUUCUUAUCGCACCUUUAUGGGAAUUACAUGCCUUGUGCAGAUGUCCACGCGCUCGAAGGACUACAUUUUUGACACCCUUACCCUGCGAGACGACAUGCAUAUAUUGAAUGUUGUACUUACAGACCCCAAAAAGCUAAAGAUUCUUCACGGAGCUGACUUGGAUAUUGAGUGGCUGCAGCGCGACUUAUCUUUGUAUAUAGUGAAUAUGUUCGAUACUCAUCGCGCAGCCAAGGCCUUGAACUUGGCCAGGCUCUCGCUGGCGUUUCUGCUAAAGCACUACCUUGACUUGGACGUGGACAAGAGCCUGCAGCUGGCGGAUUGGCGCAUGAGACCGUUGCCACAGCAACUGGUGGACUAUGCCCGUCAGGAUACACACUUUUUAAUAUAUGUGUACGAAAGGAUGACCAACGAUCUGCUUGAGCAACAGGCUGAGCCCGGGCUCCUGAACAACGUCUACCUUAUGAGUACAGAGGUGUGCAAAAAGCGGUACAAUAAGCCACAUGUUGGACCGGAAUCCCACUUGGAUCUAGUGCGAAAAACCAAAAGAAAUUUCGACAAUCGCCAGCUUCAUGCCCUGAGGGGCAUAUUUGAGUGGCGCGAUGCCACUGCUCGGUUGGAGGACGAAAGCUACGGAUACGUUCUGCCCAAUCACAUGAUGCUGCAGAUCGCCGAGAGUCUUCCAAGGGAGAUGCAGGGAAUCCUAGCCUGUUGCAACCCAAUCCCACCCCUGGUGCGGCAACAGCUCCACACGCUGCAUCAAAUCGUCCUCAAGGCGCGCGAUCAGCCGCUGGUCAAACCCAUUUUGGAAGCCCGCAGCAGCACUCAAGCAUCUCUGCCGCCCUCGUCCAAGGACUUCAGCAGCAAGCUCUACUGUCCGCACGACUUUUCGCAUCAGGAUGAAGUUCGCGAUGACCUUCCCACGUUGCUAAAACGAAAUACAUCUGGAAGGCUUCAGCUUCCAAAUGAGGCGCAGCCACCAAGCCAGGAUGAAUUAAUUGCUGUUCCCUCAAUGGUAUUGUUCAAAAAGUCUGAUGUUCCAACCCAGGAGGAAGAGCUGCGAUGGGCUCAUACCCGCAAAGAAAGUCAGGCCCUGCGAAUGCCUUACAAGCGCUAUUUGGCGAUCCUUCCACUAAUGGAGCAGUUGAAGCAAGACCAAAUAGCCCGGGAGCAUAGUGAACAGCUGAAGCGACGCUUGUGCCCAACUGCGUCAGCUCCAGAGGAAAAUAUCAAACUGCAGGCGCCGGCGACAAAGCCAGAAGCUCAUUUGUACUCUCUCCCACUAAAAGAACAACUGAAGCGCAAGCACCAAACUAGUGUGGACGGGGAACAGCCCAGCACAAGCAAGAAAGCGAAAAAGGAUGAAAACACCCAACCCACAGUCAAGAAAGAAGCUACCGAAAAGACCGAGUCUAUUGAGGUAGUUGAGCAAAUCGAGGAAAGCGACGAAGACGCCGUUAUGGAAGUGCCCAUUGAAAGACAACCCGCCGACCAAGCACAACCCCCACAAAACCAGGGAAAACGACAGAAGCGUAAGCAGUUCCAGCAGCGUUUCAAGGCCAAGAAUCGGGCCAACCACCCGCAGGGCUCCAAUCUGCAAGUUCCGCAGCCCAAGCCGGUCCAAGCCGGUAACUUUGACUACAAGAACGUGGACUUCCGGCAAUUCAAGGGCGGAGCGCAGAGGGCACGCGGCACAGAAAUCAAGCAGCAAAUGCAUGGCAAGAACCGACCCAACAAUCGCCACAACAAACAGUUCAACAAGCUAUUCACUUUUAGCAAUGUGAAAAAAGAAGGCAAAAAAUAACCACACACUUACUCCCCAAUACACAUCGAAUUGUGUAUUCCAACCCGAAACCAAUCAUACAAAAUUAGAAAGUUUAUUUUUGACUGUUUAU
Molecule: messenger RNA, 3010 nt
Organism: Drosophila bipectinata
Lineage: Eukaryota; Metazoa; Arthropoda; Insecta; Diptera; Drosophilidae
Gene: Rrp6
Product: exosome component Rrp6
Biological process (GO): nuclear polyadenylation-dependent snoRNA catabolic process; nuclear polyadenylation-dependent antisense transcript catabolic process; poly(A)-dependent snoRNA 3'-end processing
Cellular component (GO): nuclear exosome (RNase complex); nucleolus
Molecular function (GO): nucleotide binding; single-stranded RNA binding; 3'-5'-RNA exonuclease activity
Source: RefSeq, a predicted model, not a curated record